Colossoma macropomum (tambaqui) is the source of this 1690-nucleotide messenger RNA. It is a transcript of the gene fbxo4, whose product is annotated as F-box protein 4. Gene Ontology annotation, cellular component: SCF ubiquitin ligase complex. NCBI's taxonomy places the organism in Eukaryota, Metazoa, Chordata, Actinopteri, Characiformes, Serrasalmidae. The record is from RefSeq and is a predicted model, not a curated record. Bases 128 to 1231 code for a protein of 367 amino acids. Gene Ontology annotation, molecular function: protein binding. The transcript has 7 exons. Gene Ontology annotation, biological process: SCF-dependent proteasomal ubiquitin-dependent protein catabolic process; protein polyubiquitination.
GGGAAGUGAGAGUGAAACAGGCGGGCGCAGUGAGGUUUCUGGAGCGCCAGUACUUUAUCAAUCACUUCAGAAUCGGAUUAUGAAAAGUUAUAUUUGAUUUUCAGGCGUUGUUGGUUUUGUCUCCGGGAUGCAGAGCGUCUUACUGCGCAGCCUCCGCAGCGUCAGGGAGAAGCUGCUCUCAGACAGCAGCCGGAGAGUUAAAGAGCGAAACGCAGAUAAAGACACUGAGGAUGAGGAGGAGGAGGAAGGCAGGGCCUUUCUGGACAACCUGCCGGUGGAUAUGCAGUUCCUCAUUAUGACCUACCUCUGUCCUGAAGACCUCUGCAGGCUAGGGGGCUGCAGUCGGUUCUGGAGGUCGAUGGUCCAGGAGCCUCUGCUCUGGAGGUACUUCUUCAUGCGGGACGUGAACAGCUGGACCUCAGUGGACCAUUUAUCGAUGCCUAAGGAGGAGUUCCUGAGCGCAGCGGCGCCGGACGCACCAGAGCUGCAGAAACUCGACUUUAUGGCAGAGUACCUGCGCUGCUCUCCCGCGUGUCGGUGUCGGUAUCAGCAGCCGCGGCCGGCUCUGGAGGCGGUGGCGUUCUUCCUGCAGAACCUGGUGUCCGGAUCAGAGCCGCGGUUCGCCAUGUUUGGGCCGGGUUUGGAGCAGCUGGACGUUUCUCUGAUGACCACCAUGAUGCACUCUCCACACAUCCUGCCUGUAGCGGGGAUACCGCAGCGGCAGAUCGGCGGAAUCGGAUCCGGAAUCAGUUUUCUGUACAACAAUCAACACAAAUUCAACAUCAUCACUUUAUAUUCCACUAACAGCUCAGAGCGAGAGCGAGCUCGUCUGGAGCAGCAGAGUGUGCGCAGUAAGCUGUUUGUCCUGCAGGGGGAGACAGAGAGUGGGCCGGUGUACUCUGUGGCUCCGCAGGUCCAGGAGGCGUGUCAGGCUGUAAAUGGAUUCAUCUUUGUCUCCAACGCUCAGACGGACAGAGGCCGUAUGGAAGAGGCCAGUCAGGUCCGGGCGGUCCUGCAGCCUAUUUGGGGUCCGGCGUCCCGCCCACUGCUCGUUCUGUCCUGCGUGUCCAGAGAUGGAGCUGUGCGGAUCCCCAGUGUUACUGUAGCCCACCAACUACAGCUCCACCUGCUGGCCAACCCCUGGAUGGUCCAGGACGUGGUAUCCGAGUCUUUGGCUGGACUGCUGGACGGUAUCGGCUGGUUACUGAAACAGUCUGGACUGAGGCUGUAGCUCCAGAGGACGUCAGUAUAAUCAGAAUUACGAGUGUGAAUACAGAGGUUAUAUCAUUCCUGUGGGAUAUUAGUAUUAUUAGCGUUAGUAUUAUUAGUAUUAUUAUUAUUGAUAGAUAACACUGACUUCGGUUACAUUCACUACAUUAAUUGAAGCAAUACUUAUUCUACAUAUUUAACGAUACACUAUUAUUACUGAAGUACAGAAAACUGUUUACAUAAACAUAGUUCAGUUUUCAUGAUGCCCUCUCAGAAUUGCCUUAAUGCAUUUUUUAUAUUUUUGUGAUGAUUUUAUUUUUACAUUUUGUGGAAUUUCUUUUGUAAAAUUAACUGUUAAAUAUGGAGGUACUGUCUCAGCAUGGUGUAUAAGUGGAUUUAAGAGCCUGAUGUGCCGAACAAUUUACUGUAACAAAAAGAAAAUGACCUGAAAAAUGAUGGAAAUAAAUGAAAGCGCAUCAUA